GAUUCAUAAAGAUAGAUGAAGUCACAGAGCUAAAUAGAUUGAGUCGAAGAAAUAUAAUGGAGGACUCAGUGGAGAUAAAAGUUCAAGAAUUAGUACAAGCAAGAUCAUCAGGAUGUCAGGUUUUACCAGAAAGGCGAGAAAAUAUUCAGGAUGAUCCGUGGCUUCGGACGAUGGAAACUGAGAGUGUGGAGCAUUGGCUUCCAAUAACAGAGUCGCGAGAAGGAGGUGCAGUUUCUGCUACAUUUCUUCUAAUUUGCUCCGGGAUGGGUCUUCAGUCGUUUGCACUUCCUGUCGCACUAGUCUCCCUUGGAUGGUGCUGGGGUAUAAUAUCAUUUACCAUAGGGUAUGUAUGGCAGCUCUACACCAUAUGGCUACUCGUUGAUCUUCAUGAAUCCGUGCCUCCUGGCAUUCGCUAUAGCAGAUAUAUGCACUUGUCAGUCACCGCUUUUGGCAUGAAGCUGGGAAAAUUACUCUCGUUGUUCCCAGUAAUGUAUUUAUCAGGAGGAACAUGUGUAGUCCUGAUUAUCAAUGGAGGAAGUUGUUUGAGAAGUUUGUACUUGGAAAUAUGGGCACAUGACAGCACGAAAACAGCAUCAUCGGAUGCAGAAUGGUACCUUUUGUUUAUACUUAUGGCCGUUAUUUUGUCUCAGUUUUCUCCCAAUAUGAAUUCUGCUGCAAAGAUAGCUGCUAUCGGGACUUCAGCCUCUGUGAUAUAUUCUACCUUGUUAGUUGUCCUCUCGCUUGUCCAGAAUCGCCCUGAUGGCAUAUCCUACAGUGUCAAACAGGCUCCGAAAGAACAGAAGGAUAUAUAUGGCUCUAUCAAUGCUCUUGGAUUGAUUGCAUUUGCCUUCAGAGGCCACAACGUUAUACUCGAUAUUCAAGGAACGAUACCGACUUCAAAAAACCGACCAUCAAAAGGGCCAAUGAACAAGGCAGUGUCAGUUUCAUAUCUAGUAAUUGCAGCUUGUUUCUAUCCCCUGACAUUAGCUGGAUACUGGUCUUAUGGUAACAAGUUACUCACUAACGAUAACAUGCCAUUGCUAAGAUCAUUCAUGGAAUAUCACCGCAACAGCAUGCCAAAAUUUGUCAAGGCCAUUAUAUAUCUACUAGUUACGACACACUUCUUAACCAUAUUCCAAAUCUAUGGCAUGGUCGUGUGGGACAACUUUGAGCGGAUUUACAUUACCAUGAAAAACAGGAGAUGUACUAAGUGUAUCCGAGGAGGAAUACGAGCAUUGUUCGGAGGACUUGUUUAUUUUGUGGCAUUGGAGCUCCCGUUCCUAGGAUCAGUGUCAGCUUUGCUUGGAGCGAUCACAGCAGUGCCUAUAACAUUCAUAUACCCUUGUCUAAUGUGGAUUAUGAUUAGGAAUCCUCGUCAGACAAGUCGGAUGUGGUACCUCAAUGUGGGAAUUGCUUUUUUAGGUGUAGUGUUGGUUGUCUUGGUGGAAAUUGCAGCUAUCAGAACUUUAGUUGUCUAUGGCCUUAAGGCUACUUUCUUCAAUCCUAAAUGACGAUGCGAAUCAUGGACAAAAUGUUGUAUUGACAAAGACGAUAACUUACAUAUUACCUAUAAUCUAUACUGACGCCUAACUCCACAAUAGUAUGAUAUUGCCCGUUUGGGCCUAACCCGCACAACUUUAUUUUUGGGCACCUCCCAAAAAGACUCAUAUUAAUGGAGUUGUUCUUACCUGUUAUAUUCUACGUUUAUGGCCCUCACACAACCAAUGUGGGCAACUCCUAACAUAAAGGAGUUGUGAAAGAUCAAACACAAGUAACCGGGAGGCCGUAAAAAAGUCUGAGAAGAAAUUUAUAUUUAUCUAAAGAGAUACUGCUACUCUACUCCUCUGUUAGACCAUCUAUUUGAACAGAACAACCUUGUUUAAUAGUGUAAGAACAAUCGUUUCAUCAGAGAAGAGCAUAUAGUACUACUGUACUGGCAUCCUCUUGAUCGAUGAAUUUUAGGUCUAGUGACAGAGAAAAAGAAAGGGGAUUGGAAAAAAGAAUCAAGAUAUGAUAGAAGAGGAUGCUGAGCAAAGAAAUGCAUCAACUCUGCUGGGGAAAUGCAAUAAGUAGGGAAUGGUCGCAGAAGCCUUACAACAUCGAAGAGAAGAAAGGCUUUCAUGAGACCAAAAAAUUGGUGCCAGGUCAGUACAACAAAUAUCAAAGAGAAGACUCUGAAGCCUCCACCAAAGUCCAAAAGGGAUGGCAUAAUGAAA
Messenger RNA from Daucus carota subsp. sativus, 2216 nucleotides. Its product is annotated as lysine histidine transporter-like 8. NCBI's taxonomy places the organism in Eukaryota, Viridiplantae, Streptophyta, Magnoliopsida, Apiales, Apiaceae. The record is from RefSeq and is a predicted model, not a curated record. Gene Ontology annotation, molecular function: amino acid transmembrane transporter activity. The transcript has 4 exons. Gene Ontology annotation, cellular component: membrane. Gene Ontology annotation, biological process: amino acid transmembrane transport. The coding region runs from base 57 to 1511 and encodes 484 amino acids.